Molecule: messenger RNA, 3207 nt
Organism: Cryptomeria japonica (Japanese cedar)
Lineage: Eukaryota; Viridiplantae; Streptophyta; Pinopsida; Cupressales; Cupressaceae
Exons: 6
Coding region: 286-2757 (823 amino acids)
Source: RefSeq, a predicted model, not a curated record
AUGAAACUAAAAGAAAACACCACUUCCAACGAGCACCUCACAUGACGUCCAUUACAAAAGCUUGAGUGUGCACGCCUACACCCAUCUCAAGGGGGGACACUCCUUGCUCUUUCCAAAAUCAUCCCCUGUAACAAUGCUGCUCCAAACCCAUUAUUAUAAAACAUUCAUUCCUUUUUCCAAUGCUAGCGUUCCAAAAGUAGGAAAAUCCCAUAGUCAUCCACCAAAACCUCUUGAGCAUGGUCUUCACUAUUCACCUUGCCACCUUCACCCCCAUGAAACAUUUCAAUGGCAGAGCUACAAUCUCGCGGGACAGCGUUGAAACCCAGAUGGGAAGAGCAUCAUCCAGAAAGUAGUACAACAAAAGCAUCAUUUUAUAGACAGUCAAAUGUAAAUCUAAGCGCAGAUUUAGCUCCACAGAGUUCCAGCUUUGGUGGGUUCUUGGUAUCCAUUCCAAACUAUUCUUCUACAGUGAUACCACCUUCUUCUUCAUGUGCCAAUGGCCUUGUCGGUCAGCCGCCCUAUAUUACCGUUGGGAAUAACAAUAAUAGUGGUAUUCAUUUUUCAUCAUCAUACAAGCAAGGAGGCAGCAGCAAUAUUCCUACCGAGCAAGAACCGAAUAGAAAUGGGGUGAAUGGGCAUGAAGUGAAUGUGGGUCAGGUCUUGGCUGAACUUGAAAGAGAACGUCUGAAGAAUGCUGAGCUAUUGGGCAGAGUAUCUUCUUUGGAAGCACAGUUACAGGCAAAGGAAAAAGCUUCUGCCAUUUUAUCUGACCAGGAUGAUUCUCCUGGGAUCAUGCAAAAUGAUAUCAAGAAGCUCAAGAGAACUAGGAAUGAAGAGGAAGCUGGUGAGGGUGAAGACACUGAUAAUAAGAAAACUGCUAAUAAUGCAUUGCACAUCAAACAUGAAGGUGCAAGAGCAGCUAUUAGAUUGACUGCUCAACAGGAUACCAUUGUAAAUUGGAUGGGACAGGAGGAGAUACAAACUCCAGAUUCUGAUAAAUUCCAAGAUGGUGCUUCUGAGGAGGAAUAUGAUGAAAGUGAUGAUUCAGAUGUCGAUUCUGAUAAUGCAUAUGAUGCUGAUGAAGUAGAUGAGUAUGAACAUACAAAAAUUAAGGAUAGUGCAAGAAAUAUUAUAGGCAGGCAAAAAGAGGAUGAGGGAACAGAGAUUCGAGGAUUAGAGAUUGUGUCUAAUGUUCUAGAUGAUGGGAAGAGUUCAGGUGUGAAGAUAAAGGAGGAGCAAGAUGAAGCUCAUCUUCUAGCUAUCACUGAUUGUCAUAUGAAAGAUGUGGGAGAUGAGACAAAAGUCAAAAGAAUGAAGAAGAAGAAAGAUAGGAAGAAAAAAAGUUGUGAAAAGUCUUUUUAUGGUGAAAAAUAUCCCUAUUAUGAAAUGGGCCCCUCAAAAUCUCCAGGGGUUAUUCUUUCGUAUAAGAAGCCACCAAAAACAGCCUUUUGUCCCAGAGAAGUUAGAAGGAUUAUGGAAUCAGGAGUUCUUGCACUUAAAAAUGCACAAUCACAUACAAUGCGUAAAAUUAUAGUGUUUGCUUCACUGGGAAUAAGACAUGGAUGUGAAGAUAUGUAUGAACUGGAUUUCAAUCAUUUUACCAUUCUCAGGGAAGGGGAGGCCUACGUGUCUCCAAAAGAUCCUGGGGAGCAUGUAUUGUAUGAGCAGCCUGGUGUGCGGCGAAAGAUAUUCUACCCUAACAGACAAAAUUUGAUUCUAUGCCCUGUUACUAUACUUCAAGAGGAAAAGGCAAUGCGUCCUUCAGAUCCAAGUUGCCCAUCAUGCUUGUUUCUCUGCAUUAAAUAUGGUGGCAGGACACGGAAUCUUCCUCAAAAUGAGUAUGUGAGACAACGCAUGGGAAGGAAUAAGUUGAAAUCUUUUGGGCCUCUAAUAUGUCAAAUGGCUAUGUUAGUUCAUAUUCGAACUGGAAGUUUCUUCUUCAAAGCCCUAGGCAUUACGCUUCUCUUCAUGGCUGGAUUCACAGAUGAUGUAGUCCGUAGAGAGACAAAGUAUGGAAAUCUUGGUUUGCUUCAGAAGUACUACAGGUCAGAUGAGGAUUCUCAAGGGGAGGAGCUGUUCCAUCCAUAUUCAAUGUUCUAUCCACUGCAGGCUAUGACAACUGCAGCUUCAGUGUCAGCAAGAGCUGUUUCAGCAGCAGGAAAAUCAUCAAGGAAGAGAUCCCAUGCUCUGAUCCUCAGUAAGCCCCCUGUAUCACAUAUGGCACAGUAUUUUCCAUCUGUUUCUGAAAAUUCCAUGGCAUCAGCACAAUUUAGUCCGAUGACAUUUCAUCAUACUUUGACUGCUUCGGGAGCUACUCUUCCUCUAACAUCUCCACUUAUUCAAGCUGCAUCAGCUUCUACUACUACAGGUAUAAUAACAACCAUUGCUGCUGGGACAGGACCUUUGUCUUCCAUGCCUCGACCAUUUUCAAUGUUUCCUCCAUAUGUUACUCAACGUCCAUCUGGUAGCUAUUUGCCAAUGCCAGCAUGGCAUCAUGCAAACUCCUAUCUUCCCAAUCAUUAUCGAUCCUCUCCAUUUGGAUACCAUGCAUUUCAACCUUCCUCGCACUAUUUGUCUCAUCCCUCACAACCAUAUUAUAGUAGACAUAUUAUUCCUUCCUCGGCUUCCAAUGCAAAUACCGGAAUGGGAAAGAAAAGUGAUGAUUUAGAUGAACUAGAGAGUGACACAGAAAGCAGCUCAAGUGAAGCAGAUGAGAAAAGUAAUAUAUCAAACAGUUUUGGGACUAAGGAUUUAUAAAGCAAUGAGAUAUUGCAUGUAAUUUUUAGUUCUUCAGAAAAUAUGAAUCUCAAAAGAAAAAAUGAAUCACAAUUUGAUACAAAGCAUUUUGAGAAAGUAAAGAGAAUUGAAAUAAAUAAAACAGAUAUGGGAUUAAAUAUUUAUAGAAAAGUGAGAUCCAAAAUGCGAUUUUGGGUAUAUUUUCAGAAAAGAGGGUGAAUUGGAUGAAUCACAAAAUGAAGAGAAAGCAGCUCAAGCAAAUCAGAUAAGAAAAGCAACAAAUCUAACAGUUCUGACUAAGGAUUAGAGAGAACUCAGGAUUUUACAUGUAAUUUUUGGGUUCUUCUUCAGCUUCUUAAUUGUGAACAGAAUGGUUAUCCCCUCCAUGAUGAAUGGUGGAAUAUUACAUUUGAUGGAAGGUUAACAAUCAUUUUAAUUUUGCAUCUCAUAUAUGUUUUUCCUUUGUCUUUA